Malassezia globosa CBS 7966 is the source of this 285-nucleotide messenger RNA. RefSeq lists its product as uncharacterized. Gene Ontology annotation, biological process: proton motive force-driven ATP synthesis. The transcript is spliced from 3 exons. The coding region runs from base 1 to 285 and encodes 94 amino acids. Lineage: Eukaryota; Fungi; Basidiomycota; Malasseziomycetes; Malasseziales; Malasseziaceae. Gene Ontology annotation, molecular function: proton transmembrane transporter activity. The record is from RefSeq and is a predicted model, not a curated record.
AUGACGCCCACAUCUGUCGUAAACGUUGUCCGGUAUUCCGCUCUCGUCGCUGGUAUUGGGUAUGGUAUUGUGCACCGUCAAACCCUGCAGGCCAAGUACGACGAGCAUGUCCAGAAGAUGGCCAUCAAGCGCCAGGAAGACCUCGUGAAGCAGGCCAAGGAGGAAUAUGCUAAGAUUCGUGCGGCUAAAUCGGCUCCUCCAACUCCUAAUGCGAUUGUGACGAACCCGGAGGACCCGAACUUUGAUCUAGAAAAGCUUCUUAAGUACUGGGAAGAAAAGCUUUAG